Molecule: messenger RNA, 912 nt
Organism: Aspergillus lentulus
Lineage: Eukaryota; Fungi; Ascomycota; Eurotiomycetes; Eurotiales; Aspergillaceae
Product: putative mannosylphosphate transferase (Mnn4)
Source: RefSeq, a predicted model, not a curated record
AUGGUCACAUUGAUUCUACGGCUCAUCAUUUUUGCGAUAUGGUCAGCAGAGGCCGUCGCAUCUCCCGUCCGUUCCUCCGGCGAGGACAGCAGCAAGCAGCAGCAUGUCAACCAUGGCAACAUCCUCACUCACGAACCUGAAUAUGAUCCCCUGUGGGAAAAGUACGGCCUAAACAAGUCGCAAGAGUACAAGUACUUUCAUGAACCAGGCAAUGACGACAUCCUGGGCCACUACGAUACGCGCUUCUUCACCGAACCCGUCCCGGACAGAGAGCGCUCCGAGACCAUGACGCAUAUGAUUCGCGCUUAUCUGAACUUUUUCAAUGAGCAUGGCCUGCAGACUUGGAUUGCGCAUGGCACAUUACUGGGGUGGUGGUGGAAUGGCAAGGUGCUGCCCUGGGACUGGGAUAUCGAUACACAAGUGCUGGAUACCACGCUGCUGCAGCUGGCUGACAAGUUCAACCAAACCGUCGUCCACUACACGGCUGCCGACUCCGACGUGGAACGGAGCUACCUCCUCGACGUCAACCCCUGGGCUCGACAGCGCGAACAGGGGCAGGGACUCAACAUUAUUGAUGCGCGGUGGAUCGACAGGCGGACGGGUCUCUACAUUGACAUCACAGGACUGAGUAGGCUGGAUCCGACAAAACCAAGUCUGUGGCAGGACAAAAACAACCACAAAUAUCAGACAGGGGACAUUUACCCCCUGCGCAAGACGACUUUUGAAGGCGUACCGGCCCAGAUUCCCUUCGACUACGACUCUGUAUUAAUCGCAGAAUAUACUCAGAAGGCGUUGACGAGCACCAAGUACCACAAUCACACAUGGUAUCCUGACACGGAACAAUGGGUUUCCGACAACGACAAAAUCGCCAAAGACAAGCUGAAUGACGAUCGCCAAUAUGAGAGGCGGUGA